AUGGAUUUGGUAAACAUCGGGCAUAAUGUACACGUCGAUCUUCAUGAUGAAGUGACGGACUUAUACAAGCUCUCUGGGGGCGGUCUCCCUACUACCUACACAGCUACCUCGUUUCACUUCCACUGGGGGUCUAUCAACUCUCAAGGCUCAGAACAUCUAUUUGACGGAACCUCCUACCCCGCUGAGAUGCAGAUGAUUCACUACGACAAGUCCAAAUACGCCAAUAUCUCCGCAGCUUUGGCCGGCUCGCAAUGGGAUGCAAUCACCAUACUGGUUGUGAUGAUUGAGGUUGGCGAACAUAACACUGCUUUCGAUUCCGUCCUGAGUCACAUCAGCCAGGUCGCCAAUUACUCCUCGGGCAACACCUCCCUGGGCCAGGGCAACCUCCCAUCCUUCCCAAUCCGCAACGUCUUGCCAUCUGACCUGUCCAAGUUCUACCGUUACAAUGGUUCCAAGGCGUUGCCCGAUUGCAACGAGGCCAUCAUCUGGACCAUCUUUACAGACACGAUCUCUAUCUCCCAGGCUCAGUCUCCAAUUGUGCGGACUAGGCCUUUGACCAGCUGCUUUGGAUGGGUCGAGGUCUACAAACUUCUUUUUCAGAUUUUCUUCAGUGAUUUCUAUCUCAGCAAGGAGUUCUACAUCAGUUCCUUUGAAGAACUGGACACGUUCCGCACCCUGUACGGCGAUCGAGAUGAAUCACAAAAUCGUCGACAACUACCGCCGCAUCCAACCGCUGAAUGGCCGCACAAUCUACUACAGCAGUGCAGUUACCAUCUCACCAAUGAGGGCAUUGUUUAUCAUGGCACUUGCACUUAG
This is a messenger RNA of Strongylocentrotus purpuratus (purple sea urchin), 816 nucleotides long. RefSeq names its product carbonic anhydrase 1-like. Gene Ontology annotation, molecular function: zinc ion binding; carbonate dehydratase activity. The record is from RefSeq and is a predicted model, not a curated record. Gene Ontology annotation, cellular component: plasma membrane. The transcript is spliced from 6 exons. Lineage: Eukaryota; Metazoa; Echinodermata; Echinoidea; Camarodonta; Strongylocentrotidae. Bases 1 to 816 code for a protein of 271 amino acids.